Dalotia coriaria is the source of this 1488-nucleotide messenger RNA. Its product is annotated as ras-related protein Rab-34. The record is from RefSeq and is a predicted model, not a curated record. The transcript has 6 exons. The coding region runs from base 220 to 1332 and encodes 370 amino acids. NCBI's taxonomy places the organism in Eukaryota, Metazoa, Arthropoda, Insecta, Coleoptera, Staphylinidae. Gene Ontology annotation, biological process: vesicle-mediated transport. Gene Ontology annotation, molecular function: GTP binding; GTPase activity.
GAUUUUCUUUUCAAGGAUUGUUUUCAAAGAGAUUCCCAUCUUUUAAGUCAUCAUUUAAUUUAACUCGGAUGUAAUCCAUGCCAUAAUGCACCGAUUGAUGUCGCUAUGCAUUUGUUAUUGAGCAGGCCGCGUGGCUUUCGUCAUGUGGUCGAAUUAACACAUCAAAAACACGAUUUAACAAACGUUAUCCACCAGAAUUAUAUUCCUCACGAUGUGUAGAUGAGUUUUACACAUGUUGCACUUUAUUUUAGAGAAUAUUUUAUGUACGUACCGGGCUUUUCCGUCGUUUUGGGUUUCGGAGGUGCCAUGUUCGUCGAGAGAACCUCACUGAAAGGAAGUAGACAUGUUGUUGCAGCAUGGCGGAAACGCUCACGGUUGUCAAACCGACAUCAGCGCCACCAUUUCUAUUCGCGCCGAAUUCAAACUGCAGGCAACUAUACAAACACGACAGACACGUUUGAACACAAUGGUGACUCUUGUCAAUACAAACAUUUUAUAAAAGAAUAUAAAAUGUGUGAUAUGAGCGCGUUGGCCUACAGAAGCUCGUCAAUAUUGAAAAUGGUUGGUCAAGCACCUGAGAAGCGUAAAAUUAAAAACUUUCCGGCCGCAUAUUCGUUGUAUCACACGCCAUAUUUAAAAACAGAGUUUUCGCAACUAACCAAACGCGUUUUGGAAGAAAAUCUGCCUAUUGUGUCAAAUCUACGCAUUUGUAAGGUGAUUUUAUUAGGUGAUGUUUGUGUUGGCAAGACUUGCAUUGUUAAUCGGUUUUGUCAUCAAGUAUUUGAUACAAGUUAUAAAGCAACAAUUGGUGUGGAUUUCGACGUGGAAAAGUUCGAAAUACUAGGAUUACCCUUCACACUACAAAUAUGGGACACUGCAGGUCAAGAACGAUUCAAAAGUAUUGCGCAGUCGUAUUACCGCAAAGCACAUGUUAUUAUAUUGGUUUUUGACUUAACCAAUAUUUCUUCAUUGAGAAACUGUAAAACAUGGCUGCGGGAGGCGUUAGAUGUGUCAGAAAGUGACCCAUUUCGGUUCCUCAUUGGGACUAAACGUGAUUUACUCUCUGAUGCGUCAUACAAAGUAGUCGAGAACUUUGCAACCAAGUUUGCGCACACAAUCAACGCCGAGUAUUGGCCGUGUUCAGCGAAAACGAAUGAAAAUAUUGAUGAUUUGUUUAAUAGAAUUGCAGCGUUGUGUUUUGAUCAAUGCGUUGAAAAUGAAUGUGAAAAAAGACCAAAAACUGUCGAGAUUGGCGCCCUAAUACGUUUGAAAACAACCAAAAAAGAUAAAAAGAAUGGAAAUCGUUCGUCGUGUGUUGGUAAAUGUGCAUAAAUAAUACUUUGCUACACUGUUUUAUAAUCUAAUCAUAUUUUUACACUUUUGAACUCUUUACGCAUCUUUUUAUAAUGUUUUAAAACUUUUAUAAUGUUUAUCCUAGAAUUUCUACUCUUAUAAAACAUAUUCAACAAAUAAAUAACUAAAUUUCAA